CAAUCUGCAUCUGGCAGAAGAAAAACAAGAAGUGAUAGGUUUGUACCUGGCUGCAGGUCGUGUUAGGCUGUUAGCUUCCCAUGGCGACGACCAUCGGCGUCGUCAUCCUGCUCCUCAUACUCGCAUCCACACCGUUUCUGGCCGCCGCCGAUUUCUGCGACAACGUCAAGGCCGCCGGGGCCGCCCUCUCCCAGAACGCCUCAUCUUCCCCGGUACAGUUCGCCACCACCAGCUUCGGACAGGCCCCCGACGUUGUCUAUGCGCUCGCGCUCUGCCUCGGCAACAUCCUCGACGGCUCUUCCUGUGGUGCCUGCAUCACCAACUUGUUCGCUAACGUGAACCAGACGCAGUGCGACAAGGUGGGCUUCAGCUACGGCGGCAACUGCACCAUCGUCUACGGCGCCACCGCCGACAUCCUAGCGGCGCCAUCCAACACCACGGGGAGAUCCGGCGACAACACGCCACCCUUCCAGGAUUGGAACAUAAGGAACGUCACCACCGGAGACGUCCCCCGCAUCGUCAACCUCACCCGCGAGCUGCUGGUGAGGACCGCGGCGAUGGCGGCCACCACGACGCCGAAGCUGUACGCCACGGGCGUCAUGGACAUGGAAAGAGUGACAACCUACCCCAACGUGUACUCCCAGGCGCAGUGCACGCCGGACCUGUCCGGCGACGACUGCUCGGCUUGCCUGCUGCGCCUCCUCGGCAUGGUCAACUCCACUAUGUCCCUACGCAUGGGUGGGCGGAUGGGUGUCACGCGGUGCUAUUUCAGGUACGAGGCCUCUCAUUUCUACGACGCCCAGCCCAUGCUAAGCCUGCCGUCGUCGCCGCCGGGGCCGGCUCAGACUCUGACCAAACGCAGGAGCAUGCUUUGGGUGAUUCCCGUAGCUGUAGUUCCUCUAGCGGCAGCAGCGUUUCUCUUUUUCAUCUGUUAUUUUCGCCGGCUAAAAAGGCAAAGAAGAGCAUCAAGAGGUGCUCACAGUUUGGAGUGGCAAGGGAAAAAUUCGGACUUCUCUUUGUUUGAGUUUGAACAGCUACUGGAGGCCACAAGUAAUUUCUCAGAAGAAAGUAAACUUGGACAAGGUGGCUUUGGCGCAGUCUACAAGGGCCAUCUUCCAGAUGGGUCGGAGAUAGCGGUUAAGAGACUUGCUUCACAUUCAGGACAAGGUUUUAUGGAGUUUAAAAAUGAAGUGCAGCUCAUAGCCAAACUCCAGCACACAAAUUUGGUUAGGCUCUUGGGAUGUUGCUCUCAAGAAGAGGAGAAAAUACUGGUCUAUGAAUACUUGCCAAACAAAAGCCUGGAUUUCUUCAUCUUUGAUGAGAAUAAAAGAGUUUUGCUGGAUUGGACAAAACUUCUAGCAAUAAUUGAAGGAGUGGCACAUGGACUUCUUUACUUGCAUAAGCACUCUCGGUUACUUGUCAUACAUCGUGAUCUUAAACCAAGCAACAUUCUCCUGGACAGCGAAAUGAAUCCCAAAAUUUCAGAUUUCGGGCUAGCAAAAAUAUUCAGCUCAAAUGACACCGAAGAAGACAUUACAAGAAGAGUGGUUGGCACAUAUGGCUACAUGGCCCCUGAGUAUGCUUCGAAGGGCAUCUUCUCUAUUAAGUCCGAUGUCUUCAGCUUUGGUGUUAUCAUUUUUGAGAUCCUUAGUGGAAAACGGAAUUCUGGCACCCAGCAACGUGGAGGUUUCAUCAAUCUUCUUGGAUACGCAUGGCAAUUAUGGGAAGAGGGGAAGUGGAUUGACCUUGUUGAUGCAUCGUUGGUUUCUGAUAGUCACUCGGCAAAGAUAAGGAGGUGCAUUAACAUAGCAUUAUUGUGUGUACAAGAGAAUGCAGUUGAUCGUCCAACCAUGGGUGAUAUUGUUUCACUGCUAAGCAAUGAAACUAUGAUCUUGGCUGAGCCUAAGCAGCCAGCAUAUAUCAAUGUAAGAGUAGGAAAUGAAGAGACAUCCACUACUCAGGAGUCAUAUAGUAUCAAUGAUGUGAGCAUAUCUAUCACUAGUCCUAGAUAGUCUCCCCCCAUGUCAUGUUCUUUAACUGUCUAUUUGUAGUACAUUCACACCAACAUAAAUGGUGUAUAAUGUGUAAGUUUAAGUGGUAUUUCAAAUGUGUGGUUUAUGUACCCUAAGAAGUAUAAGAGAAGGCUUCGAAGCUACUUGCAGUAA
Hordeum vulgare subsp. vulgare (domesticated barley) is the source of this 2165-nucleotide messenger RNA. Its product is annotated as cysteine-rich receptor-like protein kinase 10. Gene Ontology annotation, molecular function: protein kinase activity; ATP binding. Gene Ontology annotation, biological process: protein phosphorylation. The record is from RefSeq and is a predicted model, not a curated record. The transcript is spliced from 6 exons. NCBI's taxonomy places the organism in Eukaryota, Viridiplantae, Streptophyta, Magnoliopsida, Poales, Poaceae. Bases 81 to 2012 code for a protein of 643 amino acids.